This is a messenger RNA of Gongylonema pulchrum, 273 nucleotides long. NCBI's taxonomy places the organism in Eukaryota, Metazoa, Nematoda, Chromadorea, Rhabditida, Gongylonematidae. The record is from the annotation of a GenBank genome assembly.
AUGAUGGCCACAGGUGACGAUAUCCCAACGUUCAAGCUUGUGCUGGUCGGUGAUGGCGGUACUGGAAAGACGACGUUCGUCAAGAGGCAUCUAACCGGCGAGUUCGAGAAAAAAUACGUUGCGACACUGGGCGUGGAGGUGCAUCCGCUGAUAUUUCACACGAAUAGGGGCCAAAUUCGAUUCAACGUCUGGGAUACUGCGGGCCAGGAGAAGUUCGGCGGACUACGCGAUGGCUACUACAUCCAGGGUAUGUUUACAGUCUUCUUUAACUGA